UGUUACUGAUUGCUGGGAAUUUGGAUAAUUCCCCCCUUCGCCUCUCCCUUCCCGGUUUCUAUUUGUGUGUGUGGAUCGUGGGUUCCAUUCAGCAGAUCCAUCAUCGUUACAUUGGAUACCCACGAGGAAAUACCAGAGGUUCCUCCAUUUUCCAUUGGAUCUCAGCCAGCUGAAGUUUCCAAGCAGUGAAAGUAUUGCAGGCUGAAGAUCUUCACUUUCAUCUAUUCCAAUCCAACACUAGGAAAGAGUAAAAUGUGCUUUAGAUUUUGAGAGAUCAUAUGUCUUAUCUUGUGUAACUAGAAAUGAAAGGAGCAAACAAUUUUAGAUUGAGGGGGAGGCAUCUUUCUAUUGCUCUGCUCGCUCUUACUUUUACAACCAUAUUUCUUUGGGCUUGGGAGAAGAAUCCUUUUGUUACUACUCUGCAGUCAGCACAAGAGCAGUUUAGCUUUCAUUCUUCUGAAUUCCUUGUUGAUUCCCCAGAAGAUUCCUCCAGUCCAUUGUCUUUGAACCAGACAGAACAUGUUGAAGAAGCAUAUUCUCAUUCUAUAAGUUCAGAGGACCUUGAAAAGCAAAACAAAGACUCUGGUGCUUCAGCUUUGAAUUCUACUGCCUCGUUUACCUCUGAAAAGGAAGAUAAUGAUGGGGAUAACAUGUCCUCUUCCAAGUUGAAAGCCUGCAAUUAUGCCAAGGGUAGAUGGGUGGCAGACAGCAGGCGGCCCUUGUACUCUGGGUUUGGAUGUAAACAAUGGUUAUCAGGAAUGUGGGCAUGUAGACUCACCCAACGAACUGAUUUUUCCUACGAGGGAUACCGGUGGCAGCCUGAAAAUUGCAAAAUUACAGAGUUUGAGUCAUCUCAAUUCUUGAAAAGGAUGCAGGAUAAAACAAUUGCAUUUAUAGGAGAUUCAUUGGGCAGGCAACAAUUUCAAUCAAUGAUGUGCAUGGCCACUGAUGGGGAAUGGAGGUUAGAUGUUGAAGAUGUGGGAGCUGAAUACGGUCUUGUCAAGCCUCGUGGAGCUAUCCGUCCUGAUGGAUGGGCUUACCGAUUCUCAAACACUAAUACUACCAUUUUAUAUUACUGGUCAGCAAGCCUUGCAGAUCUUGAGCCUUUGAACAUCACAGACCCGUCCACCAAUGUGGCCAUGCAUUUAGACCGUGCACCAGCUUUUAUGAGCCGAUUCCUCCAUAGGUUUGAUGUGCUAGUUCUCAACACAGGACAUCACUGGAACAGAGGGAAGCUUAGAGCAAAUCGUUGGGUGAUGUAUGUGAAUGGAAAGCCUGUUGAAGAUAGAAGACUUGCAGAAAUUGGGAACGCUAAAAAUUUUACAGUAAAUAGUGUUGUGAGGUGGCUUGAUUCACAACUUCCUUCUCAUCCCCGACUUGUAGCUUUCUUUAGGACUAUCUCACCAAGGCAUUUCCGUAAUGGGGACUGGAACAGUGGGGGUCACUGUGAUGUUACUACUCCAUUAACUCAAGGAAGCGAAGUGACACAGGAUGAAUCAAGUGAUCCAGUUGUUGCAGGUGCUGUUAAGGGGACAAGAGUAAAGCUUUUAGAUAUUACUGCAGUGUCUGAGCUCAGAGAUGAGGGUCAUAUUUCACGAUACAGUGUUAAGGCAACGCCGGGCGUGAAUGAUUGCUUACAUUGGUGUUUACCUGGCAUUCCAGACACAUGGAAUGAACUUCUUGCUGCUCAGAUAUAGAAUAUGCCACACCAAUUUCUAGGCAUCUGUGAAAUAUAGAGACCAAAAUGGAACUCCUGUUAUUGAAGACUUCUGUUAGAUGAGCUUUUUUUUUUUUUUGACUGAAUGAUCUUAUUGAUUGGAGAAUCCCUUUAAUCAUGUACUAGUUAUGAUUCAUGGGGUUGCCAGAAAAGCUGGACAAGCCCAAGGAAAUACUUCCUAUAACAUGCUGAAAUUCAAUAGCUUGUAAGGAUGUUCAUGGUUGUACGUAAAUCAACUUAGCUAUUUAAGUACAUAAUACGAUUUGUGUUUUCAA
This is a messenger RNA of Manihot esculenta (cassava), 1992 nucleotides long. Its product is annotated as protein trichome birefringence-like 14. Gene Ontology annotation, molecular function: acetyltransferase activity. Gene Ontology annotation, biological process: xyloglucan metabolic process; plant-type secondary cell wall biogenesis; xylan biosynthetic process. Bases 303 to 1697 code for a protein of 464 amino acids. Lineage: Eukaryota; Viridiplantae; Streptophyta; Magnoliopsida; Malpighiales; Euphorbiaceae. The record is from RefSeq and is a predicted model, not a curated record. The transcript has 5 exons. Gene Ontology annotation, cellular component: Golgi apparatus.